AUGGCGUCCGCAGGGGAGAAACGGAAGCUGGCUGUUCUCGACCGCGAGAGCUUUCUCGAGAAGUCCAAGGCAGCGCGCCAGAAGAGAAGCUCGGGAGCUGCAGGCCACUUUAUCAAAGCGAUGUACUCUUCUCUGGUUGACGGCAUCAUUACCGACCCAGAGCUGAUGGCUAUGCCCAUCGACGACCAUGCGAUCAUUAGGGGUCACGCCAUCUUCGACACCUGCACCUUAGCAGGGGGCCGUGUCUUCAGGCUUGGAAUCCACUUGGAUCGCCUCUUCAAGAGUGCCAAGCUGGGUCGAUUGAAGUUGCCUUUUGGCCCCUCCGAGGACGAGAAUCGAAGUCGGAUGACUGAGAUCAUUUGCCAAACCUGUGUGGCCAGCGGACUUCGAGAUGGAGGUGUGCGCUUUUUUCUGACGGCUGGCCCUGGCAAUUAUGGAUUCACUCCUGCAGGCUGCGAGCCAGCCUUCUACUGCACGGUGCUCGAGUCUUCGAAGUCCGAGGACUUGAAGGCCAUAGGGGAGGCCACUGUGCCUGCCAGCGAGGUUCCAAUGAAGCCGACGCUGCUGGCUACUCUGAAGAGCAACAACUAUCUGUUAAAUUGCCUUUUGGCAAUGUCCGCGCAGGAGAGAGGUGGUUGCUACGGAAUCAACAUCCGUGAUGACGGCACUGUCGCAGAGGGUUGUGUGGCCAACUGCGCCAUCGUGGUUGACCAGGUGUUCAUCACACCUCCGUUCGAUGGCAUUCUUGCAGGGACAACAGUUCGCAAGGCCAUGGACUUGGCAAAGAAGCACUUGGUGGGAGAAACGAAGGUCCUGCGUGAGAUCCGACAGGAGACGAUGCGCAAGGAGCAGCUCUUCUCAGCUCAGGAGGUCAUGAUGCUCUCGGGUGAUCUUGGCGUCUCUCCCGUGUCAACACUGGACGGCCAGCAAGUGGGCAACGGAGAGGUCGGCCCCGUGGCUCGCGAGCUCAAGCGCCUGAUCUGGCAGGAUGCGUAUGACGGCACGGAGGAGCACAUCCAAUUGUCCUACGCAUGA
This is a messenger RNA of Symbiodinium sp. CCMP2456, 1035 nucleotides long. NCBI's taxonomy places the organism in Eukaryota, Dinophyceae, Suessiales, Symbiodiniaceae. The record is from the annotation of a GenBank genome assembly.